UUCACCAACUUAUUGAAGAGUCAAGGAAUGGUUCGAUUCCUUUGUUUAUCUACACAAAUAUGAAAAUCUGAUUAAAUACAGCAUCAAAUUUUGUGAAGGAAAAGUAUGGAUUCCAGGACUGGUUCGGUCAUGCAGUAGUGAGAAGCAGCAACUUUAUCUGGGAUGUGAUGCUAAGAAAUAUUCAUAAAUUUUUUAUAUUGAUUGUUUUGAGAUCUCACCACAGGCUACGAGUUCAGAAUUUCAACUAUUUUGUUUGCCUUAAAUUUAGUCAAUAAAUAGCCAUCCUUCUUCUAAUGAGGUCAAUAGGGAUGCUUAAUUAGCCAAGUUAUUUAUUAUGGAGUCUUGGAACUUGUGAAGAAGCAGCAGCUUUGGGACUUGUAGCAAAUUCGUACAAGUUUUAGCCUCAAGAUGGUUUGAAAUAUUUACUUUAGAAU
Moneuplotes crassus is the source of this 434-nucleotide messenger RNA. Lineage: Eukaryota; Ciliophora; Spirotrichea; Euplotida; Euplotidae. The record is from the annotation of a GenBank genome assembly.